AUGUUGAUCACAAAAAAAACACAAAAAAACAGUUCCUGCCUUGCAACCACAGCGAUAAAAAUUCGAAGUUUUUGUUUGCAACCAAUUAGACGUUCUGUUUUGAUCCCUAAAUUCGAAGAAUUGCAAACCCUGUUAGAGAAUUGUUUGAACCCCUAGAUCCAAAAUUAUACCGCUGAAAUAAAUCGCUCGGCAGAAAAAACCCACACUUGAACAAUUGGC
Messenger RNA from Amoebophrya sp. A120, 219 nucleotides. The record is from the annotation of a GenBank genome assembly. NCBI's taxonomy places the organism in Eukaryota, Dinophyceae, Syndiniales, Amoebophryaceae.